This is a messenger RNA of Scatophagus argus, 1903 nucleotides long. RefSeq names its product hsp90 co-chaperone Cdc37. Gene Ontology annotation, cellular component: cytoplasm. NCBI's taxonomy places the organism in Eukaryota, Metazoa, Chordata, Actinopteri, Scatophagidae. The transcript has 8 exons. The record is from RefSeq and is a predicted model, not a curated record. Bases 281 to 1411 code for a protein of 376 amino acids. Gene Ontology annotation, molecular function: protein kinase binding; protein-folding chaperone binding; heat shock protein binding. Gene Ontology annotation, biological process: protein stabilization; protein folding.
AAGUGACGUAAGGACGUCAAGCGGAAACUUGCGGCAGCAAAUCUUUCUAGAAUUCUGUGGCAGAUUCUUGCUAGCCCGCACCAGAUAGCGUCAUCUGAGUUUGGCUUGGUUUGAUUCUCCAGUCCGCUGCACUGAGCAGAAACACACAUUUCUUCAAAGAUCAGUAUUUUUGUAUUGUAUGCGUUUUAAUUGAAGACUUGGGCGCGCUUCGUUUGGCCUUGUAACUCAGCCGAGUCAUAUUCCAAGCUAACGUUGUUUAUGUUAGGCUCUUGGUAGCAUUAUGUCCAGGAUAGACUACAGCGUGUGGGACCACAUCGAGGUGUCAGACGAUGAAGAUGACACCCACCCAAACAUCGACACACCGAGUCUUUUCAGAUGGAGACAUCAGGCACGUGUGGAGCGAAUGGAUGACUUUAGGAAAAAAGGUGACGACUUAAGCAAGACGCUCCAAGAGUGCCGGCGCAAGGUGGGUGAGGCACAGAAGAAAGUACAAGAGCUGUCCAUUUCAGCAAGUGGUGAUGCCAAAGCAGAGCUGAGCAAAGCCCAGGCUGAGGAGAAGAAACUGAAAAAAGAGGAACGGGAGUGGGAGAGGAAGCUGGAGGAACACAACCGGGAGGAGAAGAAGAUGCCAUGGAACGUUGACACACUCAGCAAGGAUGGUUUCAGCAAGAGCAUUGUUAAUAAAGUCCCUGAUUCUGCUGAGGAGACCGAAGAAGAGAGGGAGAAAAAGCAUAAAACCUUUGUGGAGAAAAAUGAGAAGCAGAUCAAACAUUUUGGAAUGUUGCGACGUUGGGAUGACAGCCAAAAGUUCCUCUCUGACAACCCUCAUCUAGUCUGUGAAGAGACUGCGAACUACCUGGUCAUCAUGUGCAUUGACCUCGAGGUUGAAGAGAAACACGCUUUGAUGGAGCAAGUGGCUCAUCAGACCAUCGUCAUGCAGUUCAUUCUAGAGUUGGCAAAAAGCCUUAAGGUGGACCCCCGUGGUUGCUUUCGGCAAUUUUUUGCCAAGAUUAAGACAGCAGAUCAACAAUACCAGGACGCUUUCAAUGACGAACUGGAGUCAUUUAAGGAGCGGGUUCGGGGCAGGGCAAAGAUCCGCAUAGAAAAGGCCAUGAAGGAAUAUGAGGAAGAGGAGCGACAAAAGCGCUUAGGACCUGGAGGGCUUGACCCUGUCGAAGUGUAUGAGUCCCUGCCAGCUGAGAUGCAGAAGUGCUUCGAUGAGAAAGACAUCCAGAUGCUACAAGAUGUUAUUAGCAAAAUGGACCCAACGGAGGCGAAGGCUCACAUGAAGAGGUGCAUAGACUCUGGUCUCUGGGUUCCCAACUCCAAGACAGACGAAGGGGAUGAAAAAGAGGAAGAUGCUACCUAUGAAGAAGUGAAACAAGAGCUGGAAGAAACUAAGAAGGAAUGACCGGCAUUGAUCCUAUGAGUUGUUGUUUCUGCAAAUAUACUAUGCUCACUGUAUUGCAACUCCACAAUGUGUAUGACUAGUUUGCCAAUCAAGGAACAAUGAAAUAACUGCAAUAUUUAGCUGAGAUCUAAGGAAUUAGCUUUCACCUAACUGCACAGCUGUGUUCCAUCAGUAACUCCUGCAUGGACAAGAAACUGCUGUUUGUGCUUAGGGCUUUUAUUUGUUUGGACAUCACUAAAGCUGUAUUCUUCCAUUUAUUUGUACACUGUCAGUUUGUGUGGGCGUGUAUGUUCAUUUUUGCUGUUGUAUAGUGGAAAAAACAUUCUAUACAACAUUCUAUACAUUUGCAGGUUGUCAUUUUCCAGAUUUAAGAUUUUCGUUCUUCACUCGUGCUUGAACAACCAGUGUAUUCAGUUGGCUGUUUUCCCCCAAAGUGACAUUUUCUACAAACUUCAGUUAACUAAAGGUUGAAUUAUAUCCAAGUACUCAAAA